This is a messenger RNA of Nerophis lumbriciformis (worm pipefish), 6708 nucleotides long. The record is from RefSeq and is a predicted model, not a curated record. Lineage: Eukaryota; Metazoa; Chordata; Actinopteri; Syngnathiformes; Syngnathidae.
CGCACACACAAAGCGGGGACGGUUUUAGGAAGCCAUAUUGGAGACCGUCGACACGCAACAUUUCGACUAAGCUGUGACCACUACUUAAAAAAGCGCGGCUGUAAUUACGAAUUCGGAAGAAAGACUACCACGCUGCGAUGUCGACGGGCGAUUUUCAGACCAAGUAUGCCUCCUUCAUGGAGGGUAUAGUGAAGAGUACAGUCGCAGAAACUACCAAACUUUUCGAAGGUAUGGUCGACGAAUUAAAGGAGGAAUUAUCCAAAGUCAAGAUGGAGAACGAGGCCCUGAAAACCACAUGUCGAGUAAAAGAAAACGCCAAAACCUUGGCGAUUAGCGAAUCGUGUCAAAGUGACGACGUCCCUGAGAUGUGUGAUACAUCAAUACAGUGCGACCUUCUUCCUGGCCACGACUUGCCUGAUAUGUUGUGUCAAUCGAUGGGAGAAAGCAGAGAUGAUCAAAACAUGCAAUGUGAUCGAGAGCAGAUGGUUUACAUCCUUCUAAAGGACCAUGACUAUGAUGCUUCAAAUGAUGAAUAUUGUCAGUUGACAAAACCCGAGGUCUCUGAACCCCCUGUCGUCAGCAGGGAAAAAGAGUGGGCUGUUACAGAUUCAGCACCAAAAUAUUCUCGUGAAACUGAAACAGAAUGCCCUCAAAUUUACCAGCGAUGUUCAUAUGGAUCGUGCAGAAAAAGUGAUGAUUCGUCAAUUCAACGCAGUUCGGAAGGGGAUUGCAAGAUACAGAUUCUUUCAGUGAAGUCACUUGCUAUAACAAAUAGCACCAAGGAAGUGGCAUCUGGUUCUGAUCAAAUGUUAUCAGAAUUUGCGACUAAAGGAUCCCCUGGUCCCACAACAUUCAAAAAACAAUCGGCAGUACCAGAGGUUCGAAUUCAGAAACAACCUUUAGGUGAAACACCAAGAAAUGAACAUACAUAUGUUGCUGUGUUGCAGUACAGCAAUGUUCCCCGCCCAGGAGAACAACAGGGGGAGCAAACAUUGCUGAUAUCCGACUUUGAAUUGAAUGUGCCUGUAAAGAUUAACAGUAGACAAAGAAGACAGCCCUCAAGAAAAGUGAAACGAUUGCAUAACACUAAAAAAAAAAUAAGUGUUUUAAGAUCAAAUAGUGAUGCAGGACAUGAUGAAGAGAUGUCUUCUAUUUGCAAGGGGGACACAUCUUUAUGUGGGGUUCCAGAAGUCUCUCAAAGUAUGUCAGAAGAUGCUAUAACCAUUGUUUCUACAGCAACGCAAAACAGAUCAUCAGAAGACUCGGAAAACCCUAAUACAGGGCCCCAGACUGUUUCAGUAUUAGCUCCGUUAGAAACAGGUUCAUCGUCUGAGUCUCAACUGCCCUGCAUGGAAAUAAAAGACAGAUCUAGUCAUGCUCCAAGCACUGACAUUCCAUCUGCCACGUUACACAGCCGGACUGCGGCAUCGGAACAAGCACCACCAUGUCAGGUCACGGAAAGCAACACAUCUGCAACGCUUCAGGAUGCAAUGCUACUCGUCGAAGCAAUGGAUCAGUCAACAAAGGAUUGUAUCCUCCCACAAGAAAAGAUAGACCAAUCAACGUGUAUGCCCCUUGUCACCUUACCAUCUAAGGUCCAAUCUCCAGUAACUACUCAAGCAUUGCCAGCACAGUCACCACCAACCCUACAUAUAAAUGAUCAAGUUGCAGAAGUGGUACCUACAAUGGAGCAAUCCACAAACACUUCUAGCAAUUCAGAGUCUCAGAUUGGAGUGCAACAACAUUGCACUACUCCUUUGAACCUUAUUACAUCUACAUCAUCUUUGACUUCUACAGUAGUAGAGUUGUUUGAGCAAAGCUCACUUUCUUUUCCAAUUGUGGUAGCAUCUGAACAAAACCCGGUAGAUUCAGUCCCAGAUGAGGUCAUCGAUCUCUCCAAAUCAUCACCAUUCAGUCAUCCACCAUGUACUAUUGCCCCGCUCUCUCCAAAUCAGAUUUCAGCUGUUGUGUCCACUGUUGCUGCUGCACAGAGUAAAUGUUCCUUGUCUAUGGGAAUUUCUGAAAUGAAAACUGUUACUGCAACGACAGCUGCUACUGUUGUCGACCCUGAAACAACAAUCGGUUCAAUAGAACUAAAGGCACACACUAAAAUAAAAAUAAUAAUUCCUAGACCUACAUCAGCUGUUGGGACUGGUCAGACCCAAUCGUCGGAGACUGAAGACGAUUUUGUUGGACCAGAUGAUGAUGUCAGCAUGUCGGCAUCACAGCCAAGCAACAUGUGUAGCAAUUCUAGAAUUACUUCAGAUGGAACGGAAAAGUCAUCGUUAACUGAACAAAUACCAAUAAUUAUAUCGCCCUUUUCACCCACACCGCUGGAUUGUGAAAGUUUACAAAUAACACACUCAGAGCAAGCGGAAACAUCUUCAACUGAGGGUGUACCCAUCAGCGGAUUUCAUAUGACCAAAGUGGUGGUAAAAUUAAAAAAGCUGCCAGUGUUCACUAAAACUGUUCUAGUUUCAGAACUGGAUUCUUAUGAAAGGCUUGCUAAACCAGCUAGCAUAUCAUAUGCUGCCAAUGCCCAGGCAUUAAACCCAAUCCCAGAAGUCCCUUCAAUACCAACCGGCAUUUGUCCUAAUUUAAAAGAUACAUCUGUUGUUGAAGCUGUGAAUGAGUCUCCAAUAUCAGAGUAUAUAUCAUCAUGCACUAUUGUGGAGGAGGAACCAGACUUUGUGCCAUCCUGUUCGCUUUCUAAUGUGUGCGAACCUGUCUCAAUGAAAUCAACAAUAGACUUUGAGAAGGCUAAACUAUCAACUGUACCUGAUCAAACAACCAAGCUUUCUUUCAACAUGACUGAAGAAAUCAACAUCCCAGAACAGAAAACCCCUGUUACACCCAAGGACUUAUCUGACCCUCGGUCACAAUGGACUAAAACGCAAUUCCUCGCCCAGUUGGAAGUGACACCUGUAAACCAGGACUCUCAAAAGGUAUCAACAAAAGAGUUUGCAGAAGAGUCCAGGAGAAAGUCACAGAGAAACUCUGUUGUUGCCCGUCUCAGAAGUCACCUCAAAAUUCACUUGCAAGCUAAAAAAAACAAAGUAAGUUCUCAGCCACUUACAGGAAAACGGAACACCCGUGGAAGUCAAAAGAAGCCAACAUCAGAGAAUGUUGUUACCACUAACCUAGAGUCCACCAAGCCAAUUUCUCUUAGCACAAAAAGUCCCCCUGAGCUCCAAACAGAGACUGAAUACUCUCAAGCUAGUCUCAAGAGACAAGGGAAUACAAAUACCUGUCCUACUGAAAACACUACUUUCACAAUUACUCCUGUUUGCCCAGAAAGCCUGAUUGUAAGUAAAGAUGCUCCAUCUCCAGAAAACACAACAACCAGCACUUUAGUUAUUUCCCCACUGCCCACCCCUGUAAGCCCCAAGAAACCAACAUUAGAGAAUGUUGCUACUACAGACCUUGAGUCCACAAAGCACACUCCUGUUAGCACAGAAAUUCCACCAGAGUUACAAACAGAAACUGGGUACUCUCAAGCUCGUCUCAAGAAACAGAGCAAUGCAGAUACCAGUCCAACUGAAAACAGAGCUUUCAAGACUGCUCCAGUUUGCCUCAUAAGUCCGGUUGUAAGUAAAGAUGCUCUAUCUCUGGAAAACACAACCACCAACACUUUAAAUAUUAUUCCCCCACAGCCAGACAUUGAGGUAAACAUCACCAAUGGAAACCCAACAAAACAUUCAUUAGACAAUGACAGCAUAAAGAUAGGAUCUACUAUUGAACACAUUUCAAUAAACUGUACACCGCAAGUUAUUGUUGAAGAAUGUUCAAACCAAAAUUUUGAAUCCCCUGUACAUCCUAGUUCAAUUAUAGAGACAAAUAACUUGAUUGAGACACAUAUGCCUCCUCUAAAUGAGUGUAAGUCUGCCCCAUGUACCGAUGAUGCUAUCUCUGAAAAGUCCGAAGAUACAAAUCUGAUUCCAGUGUCGGGUUUAGCAGAAGAUAAGCCUUGUGUUAAAGAGACAUUGCCAGCCAAGAUUACUGGAAAGUCUAGCACAAACAAUGCUGAUAUUAGCCAUAAGAAGUCAAAAGCAAAUGCUGUGUGUCUAAGGUCAAGGAAAACUAAAGAUACCACCAGCCCUUUAAAAAAUACACUCCCACCUCAGAGUCGUAAGAAGUGUAUCACCGCCCAGGAAAAUGCUCGUUCUAAAAAGUCCCAGAAAAAAUGCCCACAACAAGCUAGGUCUGCUCAUAAAAAGGCAGAAUCUUCAAGACUAAAGAGUGACUGUGCUAGUUCAAAAAAGUCCAAUUCAUCUUCUGUCAGUCUAAUGAAAGAUAGUACCAGAUCUAAAAAGUCUUGCAGUGAAUCUCUCAGUAGUCCCAACCUUGCUAAAGAAGCACGCACAUCAAAGCAGUCAAAAAGAGCAUGUGGUUCAUUAUUGGGAAAUACUGUAUCCCCAAGUCCCAAACUUGCUAUAGAAGCACACACAUCUAAGCAGUUCAAAAGAAAAUCUGGUUCAUUAUUGGGAAAUACUGUACCCCCAAGUCCCAACAUUGCUAAAGAAGCACAUACAUCUAAGCAGUCAAAAAGAGCAUCUGGUUCAUUAUUGGGAAAUACUGUACCCCCUAGUCCUAAUCUUGCUAAAGAAGCACACACAUCUAAACAAUUAAAAAGAAAACCUAGUUCAUUAUUGGGAAAUACUGUACCUCCAAGUGUUCAUUGGAUUAAAUUGCCUAUUAUUGUUUCCAGUUCAAGUAAAAGCAGAGAAUCUGCAGCUAAGAAAUCCAGACUGAGUCAAAACUGCAGUAUUUCAGAAAAUGUAAAAUUACGAACUGCCCAGAAAUUAGCAAAAACAAAGACAGUUUCCGAAAUAAACCAAUCCAAACAAUCAAAUUUAAAGAAAACAAAGCAAGCGACAAAGCAAUAUGGGAGCGAUGAGACUGGAACCAGAACUCAAAUCGUGUGGACUCCUACAGGGCCAGCGAGGGAGGCUACUUCAGUAAGAGGAAAACGAUCUUCGUUUUCACCAACCCAGAUAGAGGAACGCUCCUCAAAACCUCAGAAUCACACUGUAGUCUCUUUGACGAGUCCUUCUUACCACCCAAUACUUUUCAAAGCGCCACCUAUUGUAUCACCAUUGCAGCCUUUAGCUGUCAUAGGUGACCGUCUGCUCAAGAACCAGUGUGGGCAAUGUGGUCGUGUAUUGAGCAGCCCUGCUGCUCUUGAGAGCCACGUCAGUCUCCAUACAGGUUACAGACCAUUCUCUUGCGAUCACUGCGGGAAGAACUUUCCUGACGACAAAACCCUUAGACGGCAUGACAGAGUGCACCGCAACGGUCGGAUCCAUGUCUGCCAUCGAUGCGGGAAGGGUUUCGUAUAUGCUUUUGGCCUCACCAAACAUCUUCAGAUGGUACAUGGGAAAUUUAAACCAUAUGUCUGCAUGUUCUGCGAAAAGGCUUUUUUCACAAAGAGAGAAGUGACGGACCACAUCCGGAUCCACACAGGGGAGAAACCAUUCCCCUGCCACUUAUGUGAGAAGAGGUUUGUCAGGAGAGUGGAGCUAAACGUGCAUCUGAGGUGGCAUAAUGGAGAGAAAAGAUUCUGGUGUCCGUUUUGUGGGAAAGGAUUUUUAGACUGCAAUAACAUGAAAAGACAUAAGAUGAUCCAUACAGGAGAGAAACCGCAUUCUUGCCCGCAUUGCCCGAAAAACUUUACACAGUCAGGCCACUUGAAAAAGCAUGUUAGGAAUGUACAUAAAAUUCAAUAGGAAGAGAGUUUGUAUUGUAUAAAUAAGGAAAUAUAGUUUGUGAAUUUUUACUAAAAAGUGUUUAUGGGACACGUUUUUGCCAUGUCACAGAUUAUUAUUAGAAAUUAUAUAUUCAAUAAAGAGAAAUAUAACCCAUUGUAUUGUUUUUUUAAUUUAAUCUUUUUUGUAUUUAAUGCCAAAACAAUUGUUUUUCUAUAAUUACUUUCACAUGUUGCCCCUCCAUUCUUUUAUUACUUGAGAUAUUAAUCCUGUAUCCACAUGUCAAGGUAUUAUUGUGACAAAACAUACACAAGGACCUGUAUGUCAUCCAAAGCAAUUCAAUACAGUAAGGAUUUAGUUGUCUACGCAUAAAGAAAGUUUCAUUAUCUUUGGCACCAGUCUAACAAGUCAAAUGUGAGUCUGAGCCAGAGAAACCAGAUUUAUGUUCUUAGCAUUGUUUACAAUGAAAAUGGACACGAGUCAAAACACAAAGGCAUUGGCAGACUUAACGCACUAAGCCUAAUAGAUCAUGAAAAUUGAAUAACCCAAAUUUCCCCACAUUGCAAACUAUCAAUAUCUGCAAACUCAACAAUUUGCGAUCAGCAAGAGGCGUUACAGCUCACCUAGAUGCUGAAGGUUCUCAGGGAAGAGGCCUCGUGGCCUGAUUGAGGGAGAUACUGAUUCUAGUGCCAUUAAAUAAAUAUUUCUUAAGAAAAACGUGGAUAAUUUGCACAUUCCUUGAUUAAAUACAGGACGGGACCCUGAGGUGUGUGCAAUCCUUUUACUGUAUACAUUUGCAUGCCUGUUUUUAUUGCCAAUAUAAUAUUUACAGAAAUAUUGCACACCUUAUCUUUUAAAACAGUAUUUCUGAUGUAAGUUUGAUGACAUAAUUCAGUAUAUCAGUUGUUUUGAUUGCCAUUGUUUGAGAACGGGUUUACAAACUAGGAAUUUUUCUUGGUGCAAUAGUGCAACAUAAAACACAUAACACAGAAUAGGUAAUAAA